AUGGUGGCCCCCGCGCCGCGCGCGACGCUGCAGCAGGCGCUCGUGCAGGCGCUGCUCUCGCGACGCAUCGUGCCGCGCGCCGAGCUGGUGCGGCUGUACACGGAGCUGUGUGGUGCGCUCGAAGUGCCGCCGGACCUCGAUGACGAUCUCGCGGCGCUCCAGCCGCGUGUCGCGGCGGUCGGCCUCGAUGUGCGGACGUGCCACGACCCCGUGUCUGCAGCGCCGUUCGUCGUGCUGACGAAUGCAAAGGCCGAUGCGCUGGCCGAGCUCGCGACGCCGCACUCGCCCGCCGAGCUACAGUACAUCAAGGCCCUCGUCGACGCCGUGGUGCACGCGCCUGACUACCGCUUCGCGGUGCCGUCGACGCAGGCGCUCCAGAUGGCCUCGCAGAUGCAGCCGCCGAUGACGAAGCAGGCCGCGAACGAGCUGCUGCGCAGCCUCGAGCACCGCGGGUGGCUCGUCCUCUCGCGCCGCACCGGCGCCUACGCGCUCUCGCUGCGCGCGCUCGUGGAGCUCGACACCUACUUGCGCAACGAGAUGGACGGGGGCGUGCUCGAAUGCAUGGUGUGCUACACGAUCGUGACUGUCGGCGCGGUGUGCCGCACGCACGGCUGCCGCGGCGCCGUGCACACGUCGUGCGCGGACGCCUACCGUGCGGGGCACACUACGUGCGCACAGUGCGCGCAGCCGUGGGAUCCGCGGCCCGUGGGGGAGGCUGCAGCGGGGGCGGACUAG
This is a messenger RNA of Malassezia sympodialis ATCC 42132, 735 nucleotides long. RefSeq lists its product as uncharacterized. Gene Ontology annotation, biological process: double-strand break repair via homologous recombination. The record is from RefSeq and is a predicted model, not a curated record. Gene Ontology annotation, molecular function: ubiquitin-protein transferase activity. NCBI's taxonomy places the organism in Eukaryota, Fungi, Basidiomycota, Malasseziomycetes, Malasseziales, Malasseziaceae. Gene Ontology annotation, cellular component: nucleus; Smc5-Smc6 complex.